AGAAAAAGAAAAGUAAAAUUGGUGGGAGAAACCAGAGAAGGGGUUAACGUGGGAAAAUUACAGUCAGCUCCGCAGUCUGCAGGAUCAGAGAGACACCGCCCGCGGUGGUCCUUAUUCAUCGUAUCCAACCUUUUGAACUGUUACCGGAUUCCACAGGUCGAAUUUCUAGGGUUUUGGUCUCAGUCGGUGACAAUUUCGGAGCACUCUGAUUGAUUUCUAGGGAUUACGGGGAUUGAAUAAUCCGGUUCGGUUGGGUUGCCGAUCCGAGCCUUGUGGCUGAGGAAGGAGGGAUUGGUUUAUGCGCGCCAUUCCGAUGUCUGAGAAACCUGGCUUGAAGCAGGUUCUGGAGGACUCGGCAGCUGAGGCGGAGGGAGAUCAAGCGAUUCGGGGCAGUCCAAUUCCGAAUGGUUUGGUCAAGGAUUCGAAUGUGAUUCGAAACGACGUCGCCGAGCCGGUGAAUCAGGAAUUAGGGUCGGAGUCGCCGGCGGCGGACGGAGUCGAAGACGGCGAUGACAGGGUUCCGGGAGAUAAAGGCAAAGUGACGGAGGAUUCGGGGAAAGAGGAGUUCGUCGAUUGCUCGGAGGAUUACGCCAUGGAUGAGGUGGAUCGCCUGCGGCUUUUGCUGGAGACUACUGUUAGCGAGAAGGAAAGUUUAGCGCGCCAAUUCGAGGAAGAAAGAGAGGCUUUUGGUAGAGAAUUAGCAAGUCUUCGGUUUCAGCUCAAUGCUUUCACUGAUCCACAGCCAUCGAUUGGCGAAAGCGGUAAUUUUGUUAAUACCCGAUGGACUGAGUUGAUAAAUGAAUGUUCUGGACUUGUUAAGACGGCUUUGGAAAAACGGUUGCAGACUGAGGCCGCAGUGAGAGAGCUUGAAGGAGUUGUGUUUAAGAAGGAUCAAGAGAUUGAGGAACUCAAUGCCAAGGUCAAUGAGUUUUCGGUAUUGAAUGAUGUGGUAUCAAUUUUUUUGAAUUCUGCUCAGAGGUCUGUGGAAGUGUCAUCUGAGGCUCAGAUUGAGAAGGAUACACACGUUGAAUUUGUGACUAACAGGAUGUUGGCUUCAAUUAAGGGUGUCGUUGAUCAACAAGAAAUGGUGGAUGGUUCUAUAGGUGGAAAAUUAGCACAUGUUGAGCAAUGCACUUCGAUCUUAAUUCAAAAGUUGACCGGGAUGCUUUCUGAAAUUGAGCAACUUAGACAGUGUUUACCGGAGGCCAGGUCAGAUCUUGACUCGCAUGAAUUAGGGGGGAUCUUCGCUGCUGCCCGUGAUGAGUUAUUUGAGCACAAAAGAAAGGAAGCAGAGUUUGUCCAAAGAUUGAGCCAUCUAGAAGAUGAAAAUAGGAAAUUGAUUGAAGAACUUGAAAAUCAAAAAGGAAUAGUUGAGAUGGUAAAUGCGGCUCUAGGACAAACAAAAAUGGAACUAGAGCAGGAGAAGCAUAGGUGCGCUAAUACCAGAGAGAAGCUUACUAUGGCCGUGACAAAAGGGAAGGCAUUGGUACAGCAACGGGACUUGUUGAAGCAGUCCAUUGCUGAAAAAACAAGUCAGCUUGAGAAGUGUUUGAUUGAAUUGCAAGAGAAGUCAAGUGCACUUGAAGCUGCUGAGUUAACCAAGGAGGAAUUGAUUAGAAGUGAAAAUUCGAUUGCAUCCUUACAAGAAAUAGUAUCCCAGAAGAAUGCAAUCAUUGAAAGUUUGGAGGAGGUUAUGUCUCAGACCGGUGUACCUGAGGAACUUCAGUCUAUGGAUAUUCUAGAGAGGCUUCGGUGGCUUUCGGUUGAAAAUGAUAAACUCAAGGGCAUUUCCCUUGAAUUCCAAAACUUGAGGGAUGCUAUGCAGGCAAUUGAUCUACCAGAAGUUAUUUCAUCUUCUGACUUAGAGUAUCAAGUGAAUUGGCUUAGGGAAUCGUUUUCUCAGGCCGAAGAGGAAGUUCUUAUGUUGCGCAAUGAAAUUACUGCAACUAAGGAAGUGGCACGUAAAAAUAUAGACCACUUAACUGAUUCACUUUCAGCUGAGUUGCAGGCAAAGGAAUAUCUCCAAGCAGAGCUGGACAAUCUGACAUCUGAAUACCAAGAGAUUGUCAAGAAAGAGCAACAGGUGUCUUUGGAGAAGGCUGAUAUGGCCAAAGAGGAAGUACUUAUGUUGCGCGAUGAAAUUACUGCAAAUAAAGAAGUGGCGCGUAAAAAUAUUGAAGACUUAACUGCUGCACUUUCAGCUGAGUUGCAGUCAAAGGAAUAUCUCCAAGCAGAGCUGGACAAUCUGACAUCUGAAUACCAAGAGAUUGUCAAGAAAGAGCAACAGGUGUCUUUGGAGAAGGCUGGUAGGGCCAAAGAGGAAGUACUUGUGUUGCGUGAUGAAAUUACUGCAACUAAAGAAGUGGCGCGUAAAAAUAUUGAAGACUUAACUGCUUCACUUUCAGCUGAGUUGCAGUCAAAGGAAUAUCUCCAAGCAGAGCUGGACAAUCUGACAUCUGAAUACCAAGAGAUUGUCAAGAAAGAGCAACAGGUGUCUUCAGAGAAGGCCAAUAUGGUCAGAAUGUUACUCAAUGUGUCGGGAGUUGUAGUGGACAAUGAAGAGGUCUAUGAGCCUUCCUCGGACACUGCCUUGCUCAUUGACAGAUGCAUUGGGAAGAUAAAAGAACAGAGUAGUUCCUCACUUGAUUCUCCAAAGGUUGAUGCUGAAUUGUUUGAAACAAUUCAAACCCACCUGUAUGUAAGAGAUCAGAAAUUGAUGCUUUGUGAGACUUUACUAGAAGAGGAGACUCUGGUGAGGUCACAGGUGAGUAAUCUAUCGAAUGAGUUGCGGGAUGUAUCUCAAAAACUUGUAGCGUUGAAAGAGGAAAAGGGGACCCUGCAGAGAGAUUUUGAACGAUCAGAGGAGAAAAAUACUGUGCUAAGGGAGAAGUUAUCCAUGGCAGUCAAGAAAGGUAAGGGACUGGUUCAAGACCGGGAAAACUUGAAACAUCGUUUGGAUGAAAAGAAAUCGGAAAUUGAUAAGUUACAGCUUGAGUUACAGCAGGAACAAUUGGCACUUGUUGAAUGCAGGGACAAGAUAAGUAGUUUGUCUGCUGAUGCAGAUCGCAUCCCAAAGUUAGAUGCUGAUCUAGUUACAAUGAAGGAACAACGGGAUCAACUCGAACAGUUCUUAUUGGAGAGUAAUAACAUGUUACAGAGAGUAAUCGAAUCUCUUGAUGGCAUUGAUCUUCCUGUCGAUCCAGUUUUUGAAGAGCCUGUGGGGAAGGUGAAGUUCAUUGCAGGAUACAUAAAUGAGUGUCAGGAUGCGAAGGAAAAAGCAGAGCAAGAAUUGGGAAAAGUAAAAGAGGAUGUCAAUGAUCUGGCUGGUAAGUUAGCAGAAGCUCACUCAACUAUAAAGUCGCUGGAAAAUGAGUUGUCAGUUGCAGAGAAUGAUAUUUCUCAACAUGUUGAACAAAAGAGGGAAAUGGAAGUGGGUAAGACCAAUGUUGAAAAAGAGUUCGAGAAAGCAAUUGAGGAAGCUAAGUCUCAAGCUAUCAAGUACAGUGAGGUUUGUGCGUCAAAAAAGUCACUGGAAGAGGCGUUAUCACUCGUAGAAAAUAAUAUAUCUGUGCUUGUCAGUGAAAAAGAAGGAGCUUUAGCCGGUAGAGCUGCUGCAGAGACAGAGCUAGAGAAAGUAAAAGAGGAAGUUGAUAUUCAGACUGGCAAACUAACAGAGGCAUAUAAGACCAUAAAGUUACUCGAAGAUUCCCUAUCGCAGGUACAGGACAAUGUUUCUUUACUCAUUGAACAAAACAAUGAAGUUCAAAUUGGUAGGACCAAUUUAGAGGGUGAUCUAAAGAAACUGCAAGACGAAGCUCGAUUCCACGAUAACAAGGUAGCAGAUGCCCAGGCAACCAUAAAAUCACUGGAAGAUGCAUUGCUGAAGGCUGAGAAUGAUAUUUCUGUACUUGAAGGUGAAAAGAAAAAUGCUGAAGAAGAAAUAUUAACUCUUAAUUCCAAGUUAAAUACAUGCAACGAAGAGUUGUCUGGAACUAAUGGCAGCACAGAAAGCAGGUCCAUAGAGCAAAGUUGUCACCUACAUAAUCUUCACCUGUUACUGAAGGAUGAAACUCUGUUGUCCACUGUGAAAAGAUGUUUUGAGAAGAAAUUUGAGGGCCUGAAAGAUAUGGAACUCAUUCUAAAAAAUAUAAAGGACCGUUGUGUUUCCAUGAAUUUAGAAGAGCUGCAAAGAUACCUAGUGUUGGAGGAAGAUUCAUAUGCAACAAAGUCUUUCUCAGAUGGCCUUGACAAUUUUUACAGUGUUGAAAAGGAUAAUGGUGAGGCCAGUGUUUCCGAUGCUGAUAUGUCCUCAUAUUUGAAGAAGACUGCAGAAAAGUUUCAGUUGCGAGACAAUAUUCUUGCAGAAAAUGUUGAACGCUUCUCUUCUUCUGUAGAUGAGUUUAUUGCAAAUCUGUUGAGAAAUCUACAGGCAAUAAGGGAUGAAGUAAUCACUAUGUCCGAGAACAUGGAGUCUGUCAAGGAAAAAGCAACUAAUCUGGAAAUAAGUAAACAGGAACAGGAGGAUACAAUAGCCAGUUUAGAAAAUGAUCUUAACUCUCUACUCUCUUCUUGUACUGAUGCUACUGGAGAACUUCAGUUUCAAGUCAAGAACAAUUUACUUGAACUGAGCUCUGUUCCUGAGCUUGAAGAAUUGAAACAUUAUCUGUUCCUAGAAACAGGAGCAAUUGGUGGAGAGACCACAGAAACCAAUGAGCAAGGUCUAUACGGCAGCAAAUAUGGGAAAACUGCAGAAAUGUUGUCCAUUUCUAUUAGAAAAGUUAAAGCUUUGAUUAAACAGUUUGAGAGCGCAAGUAAAGUGGCAGCCUCUACAAUUGAAGAUUUGCAGAGUAAACUGACAGAAGCGAGGAUGACUGUUGAGAAAGCCGUUGAAGAAAGGGAUCUUGGACAAAAUAGGAUUUCCAAGUUGGAUGCUGAUGUAGAAGCAUUACAGAAUUCAUGCAGUAAGCUGGCACUUAGACUAGAGGAUUAUCAAUCCAAAGAGGAUAAGUUGAACGAAAAAGAGGCAGAAGUUUUAUCACUGCGCAAUGCUUUGUCAAUGAAGGAACAAGAGGCGGAAGACUCACUCCUGUCAGCAUCUGAAAUCAAAAUCCUCUUUGACAAGAUCAGCGGGAUUGAAAUCCCUAUGCCAGAGUCACAUGGAGGAGACUUGGAGCCCCACAUUUCAUCUCAUGUGAAUAAACUAUUCUACGUUAUUGAUAGUAUUAGUGACCUUCAGCAUCAGAUAAACUUCUUGUCUUAUGAAAAAGACGAGCUGCAGUCAACUCUUGGGACUAGGAAUCUUGAAAUUGAACAAUUGAAGGAGGAGGUUGAAAGUUAUGAUAGAGAUAGACAAGGUAGAGAGAAGAUGAAAAAUGAACUGUCUCUGCUCAUAUAUAGUUUGGAAAAAAUUAUAGAUAUGUCAGGAGGUAAUGAUUUAGUAGGAGACCAGAAAUCUUCUGGUGUGACGGGACUUCUAUCAGUGUUGGAGAAGCAGGUUAGGGCUUUACAACUGGAAUCUGAAAGUUCAAAAUCAAAAGCCCAGGAACUUGGUACUAAGUUGGGAGAGAGCCAAAAGAUUGUGGAGGAAUUAUCGACUGUGGUUAAUUCACUUCAAGGAAGGGCUGCUCAGUCAGAGAUUGUCCAGGACAGGAGCAUCUUUGAAGCACCUUCAUUGCCUACCGGUUCAGAGAUAUCUGAAAUUGAAGAUGGGGGAUCACACGGAAAGAACGGGAUAUCUCCUGUCCAAUCAGCAGCUCAUGUGCGAACUAUGCGAAAGGGUUCAACUGACCAUCUGGCAAUUGAAAUUGGAUCUGAAUCUACCCGGUUACUCAACAGUGAAGAAACUGAUGAGGACAAAGGUCAUGUAUUCAAGUCUCUCAAUGCAUCUGGUCUCAUUCCAAGACAGGGAAAGUUGGUUGCAGAUCGAAUAGAUGGAAUUUGGGUAUCUGGCGGGCGGGUUUUGAUGAGUCGCCCGAGGGCAAGGCUCGGACUUAUCGUCUACUGGCUCUUCUUGCAUCUGUGGCUGCUGGGAACCAUUUUGUAACCAAUCAAGUCUCUGGUUGCCCCUCAUUAGGGUGUGCAACCAAAUUGUAUCAUAGACAGACAUUUUGUCUUUUCCUUUUGCUGUUCUUUUCUUUCGCUUUGCAUAUAUGUCUCAUCCCCAAACUAUAAAAUUCGAUGCAAUCACAUUUUUUUUAGGUUGCAGAGAAUCAAAUCGCAGGUGGAGAAUUUUCCACAUUUUGUUA
This is a messenger RNA of Malus domestica (apple), 6245 nucleotides long. RefSeq names its product trans-Golgi network-localized SYP41-interacting protein 1-like. NCBI's taxonomy places the organism in Eukaryota, Viridiplantae, Streptophyta, Magnoliopsida, Rosales, Rosaceae. The record is from RefSeq and is a predicted model, not a curated record.